ACCUGUCCAGGUUCUGCCGGCCCCAGCCGGAAGCUUAUUCCGCGGACUGUGCACAGUUCUUGAAGGUGGGAACCGAGGAGAAGGCUCGGGGGGCUGGGGAGGGGGGUACCCAGGCCCUGCACAGAUCCCCAGGGGCUCCUGGCAGCAGGAAAGAAGCUACACAACGGAGUGGGGGACUUGUGCCCUGGGGUUUCCUGGCUUCUCGGGGCCUCCUCAGACCCAGGGCUUUUUCUGGCGGAGGCUGAGACUCACUGGUGUCAUCAGGCCCCUCCAUGAAUGAGACAAACAAAACACGUGUGGGGCCCUCGGAGCUCCCCACAGCAUCCGCUGUGGCCCCUGGCCCAGGCACUGGGGCUCUAGCAUGGCCUGUGCUGGUAGGGGUUGUGCUGGGGGCUGUGGUCCUCUCUCUCCUCAUUGCACUUGCUGCCAAAUGCCACGUCUGCCGCCGAUACCAUGCCAGCUACCGGCACCGCCCACUGCCCGAGACAGGAAGGAGGGUCUGCCCACAGGUGGCCGAAGAUGAGGAUGAUGACGGCUUCAUCGAGGACAAUUACAUUCAGCCUGGGACUGGAGAGCUGGGGACAGAAAGUAGUAGGGACCACUUCUCCCUCUGAGUUCUGGUGUUUGGACACUCCCUGCUACCUCCAUGCCCAACAGCUUAAGGACUGGUUAUGACAUCGGAGUCUUGAACCUCAGGGACAGAGGUGGCUGGGGCUUAAAGGUUGGCCAGGGAUGGAGCAAUCCCCACUUCCCUGACACUAGCCACCAAAGUGACAAUGAACCCUCUCUUGCUCAAUGACUCUCAAUGGCUCCCUGCUGUUCUCAGGACAAAGCCAAACAAAGGCUUGAGUGUGGACUUAAGGCCCUCUGUGAUCAGGCCAGAGGGCCUCUUGGUUUCUUUUCUUGCCUUCCCCUACUUUACUCGUAGAAUAGAUGUUAUUCUCCCUCCUAUCACUGCCCAUGCAGUUUCCCCAGCCACCUUUGCUCGCAUUGGCCCACCUGCCUACACUAAUCUUUUAAAUCCUCUCUGACUGUGAUGAAAACCCUGGUCAGUAGGCCCUGUGUGACCUGCCUACCUGCCAGCAUUACAAAUGUGCCAGAUGGUAACAUUUGAGCAGGUGAAAACCAG
This is a messenger RNA of Cebus imitator (Panamanian white-faced capuchin), 1129 nucleotides long. RefSeq names its product chromosome unknown C1orf210 homolog (gene CUNH1orf210). The transcript has 3 exons. The coding region runs from base 273 to 614 and encodes 113 amino acids. The record is from RefSeq and is a predicted model, not a curated record. NCBI's taxonomy places the organism in Eukaryota, Metazoa, Chordata, Mammalia, Primates, Cebidae.